Molecule: messenger RNA, 3875 nt
Organism: Carassius gibelio (silver crucian carp)
Lineage: Eukaryota; Metazoa; Chordata; Actinopteri; Cypriniformes; Cyprinidae
Product: ceramide synthase 2
Exons: 11
Coding region: 432-1586 (384 amino acids)
Biological process (GO): ceramide biosynthetic process
Cellular component (GO): membrane
Molecular function (GO): sphingosine N-acyltransferase activity; DNA binding
Source: RefSeq, a predicted model, not a curated record
CAGAUUUAGUUUUUUUUUUGGCUCUCAUGUUCACUCUUUCAUUCGCCUACCUCUGUACAACAACACCCGGCAAAAGUACGUCUGGACACUUUCAGCUCGGAUAUGUGAAGAGAAAAGUGUUUAAAAAAAAAAAAAGUAUAAAGUUUGAGCUGUGUCUCCACGUGGACUGACAGAUAUACGAUUAAAACCAACAGUGAACGAAGCGGAGGAAAAAAAGGAGUUUGGAAGUCAGUUUAACACCAGACUUCCCUUGGCGUCCUUUUACGGGGAUUUUAGAAAAAUAUACAGAAAGACUGGAUUAUGGAUUAUGAAGAACGCACACAAUUGUACAGAUUGCCCUGAAUAACUGCAAGAUUACACCCACUUUCAUGCACCUUUGCUAGAUCCAUCUCAUCUCCUCGCACCCUUGUGUUUCUGGCUACUGUUAAAAGAUGUUGUCCAGGCUGAGCGAGUGGUUCUGGAACGAGAGGCUGUGGUUUCCAGAAGGACUGGGUUGGGCUGACCUGGAGGAUCGAGACAGUCUCACCUACGCCAAGGCAUCUGACCUCUGGGUGUCCCUGCCCAUCGCCCUCGCCUUCCUCAUUAUACGACAGAUCUUUGAGAGGACAGUGGCCAUUCAGCUGGCCGCAGCUUUUGGCGUAAAGGAGAAAGUCAGAGUGCAAGCUGCGCACAACCCCACGCUGGAGUCGUACUUCAGAAUCACAAAUAAAAAUCCCAAACAGAGUGAAAUUGAGAGUUUAGGUAAAAAGACCGGGUACUCAGAAAGUCAGAUCCACAGAUGGUUCAGGCGACGAAGGAAUGAAGAGCGACCCAACAAGCUGAAGAAGUUCAGAGAGGCCAGUUGGAGAUUUACCUUUUACCUUCUUGCUUUCAUUGCUGGCCUUGCUGCACUUAUUGAUAAACCUUGGCUCUACACAAUGAAGGAGAUGUGGGCAGGGUUUCCAAUGAUGACGCUGCUGCCUUCUCAGUACUGGUACUACAUGAUUGAACUAGGCUUUUACAUGUCCCUUCUCUUCAGCGUCGCAUCAGACGUCAAGCGAAAAGACUUUAAAGAACAAAUAGUGCACCAUGUUGCCACCAUCCUGCUGAUUAGUUUCUCCUGGUGUGUGAACUACAUCAGAGCAGGAACCCUCAUUAUGCUGGUGCAUGACGCCUCCGACUAUCUGCUGGAGUCUGCCAAAAUGUUUAACUACGCCGGCUGGAGAAAAGCGUGCAACUAUAUAUUCAUCGUAUUUGCUGUCAUCUUCAUCAUCACCAGACUCGUCAUCUUCCCAUUUUGGAUUUUGCAUUGUACUUGGGUGUAUCCGGUGACCGUUUAUCCUCCGUUCUUUGGAUAUUACUUCUUUAAUGGGCUGCUGUUUGUGCUGCAGUGUCUGCACAUCUUCUGGGCCAUACUCAUUCUGCGUAUGGCCAUCAAAUUCUUGCCAGGCAAUGAUAUUGUGGAGGACGAGAGGAGUGACCGAGAAGAAACGGACACGGAGGACGAUGAGGAAGAACAGGAGGACAGGAAAGCGCCAGUGAAAAAUGGACCAGUGCAGAACGGCCACUCUCCUCUAAACAACAACCAUCACCGCAAGAACGAGUGACACUAGCAGAGACCAGAGAGGAGGUACACAUGGACGAGACCUGUAGACUAAUGGAUUGAAAAGGCCCAGAGCCAACACGCUCACAAUACAUGUAGAUAUAUACAUGAUACUCAUUUUUUGGAAAAGGACAUACUUUGAAAAGGAGGAAUGAUGUAACUUUUUUCCCCCUUUGCAAAUAAUUGAAAACACUAUAAAUAAGCACCGUAUCAUUUCAAUAAUCCUUUGUUUGUUCAGGGUCUUGUCUAAUGUUAGUGAAUACAACGUUCACUUGCUUUACUGGAAAUAUUUCCUCUAGUUUAUUAGGUGUUCAGUGCCUUAUUAGUUCAAAGUUGUGCUGAUGUUCUUUUCAUUUCCUUUUUGUCUUUUGGGCAUCACGCACACACACACUGUUAGCCUCCCAUUAUUUGUCAGUAAUACGUUUUUUGCAUGUUUUGUCAGGUCAACUGUCAAAUUUCCAAGAAUCCCGCAGUAUUGAGGAUAACUAUAAAGAUAAUGAUAAAGAUAUAGUUCUAAAAAUCAUUCUCAAUAUUAAAGAAUAGCGGAGUCCACACCACAACUGUAACGAUAAAGACAAAGAGGAACGAUAUCGUUGGAAUCACUCUCAGAAUGUUUUUUUUUUUCUGAUGAAUGAUAAAAACAUUGACAUCCAAUCAGAAUAAAUCCUGCUGAAAUGAGCUCGAGACUUUAAAGCAGCAGACGCGCUUAGAAUAAACAGACGAUAUCGUUCGCUGGUGUGGACGCUGAUAUCGUUAUUUUUAUAGUUAUCGUUCUUGGUGUGAACGGGCCUUUUAGAGUUCUGAAGUUGCCAAAAACUGAUUGGAAUGUUUCGUUUUGUUUCGUGUCACCCAUUAGUUCUCUAUAUAAUAACAAUCUCACCAAUUGACCUUCACACACCUGCUUUACUGAGAAAACUUGAUCUUCCCCCAAUCCAGUUGCACUAAUACUGACCCAUUCUUGCAACACUACCACUUUACAGAUACACAGAGAUUUGUACUGCCAUUGUAUCACGUCCCAAAGAGCUAAAUCAGUGUGCUGCUUUUUGCAUUCAACAUUUGUCUGUUGAGUUCAUAACAAAGCAGCAAAUGUGUGUGUGAAAGAAUCUCGUAUCUAAUAUUUGUGUUGGUCGGCGUGUGUCCUGUAAAAAGGCAUUCUUAAAUAUAUUAGUAACACAGUUAUUUUAAAGUGUUUUUUUUUUUUUUCAUUUAAGGUUAUUUUUUAUUUAAGGUCCAGAUAUUUUCAGGAAACCUGAUAAGCUGAUCAUUUAUGCAGUAUGUGGAAAAUGACUUUGUAAAAUGCAAAAAAAACAAAGUACUUGGCAGGAGAACCUGUAGUUAGUGUUUUUCUCUUCCAUUUAUCUGAUGAAUAAUUACAAUAACAAUCAGUAUUGAGUGCUGGAUGCACUUUGUAACUCUUGUCUAAUGUAAAAUGCAUUAUAAUGAUUGUGUUGUUAGCAAACGGUUUGACAUAAUUGAAUCUCUGGCUUGCAUUUGUUGUAUUUAUGGGAAAUGGAUUUCAUAGUUAAAAAAAAAGGUUAUGGAAAUGAUCCAAAAUGUAAUGUUUGCCCAGUGUCUGGUGCUUUACAUGAGAUCAUGUUAAACCUUGAAGGCAGAGUUCAUUGUCAAUAUUUACUCAGCAUCAUUUUGCUCCAAAACCUGACUUUUCUUCUGUGGACAACGAAAGAAACUUGGUGUGCAAACAACACUGGACACCAUUGACUUUAAUUGUAUGGACAAAAUAGUUCAUCAUUUAUGUUUGCAGAAGAAAGAGGGUGAAAAAACGAUGUCAUCAUGUUCAUUUUCGGAUGAACUGUACUUUUAAGUGUCAUCUCAUGUUUUAAUUUAAGCAACAGGUUUACAAAUUGUGGUCCAGUAUUUCUUUUGUUAAUAUAUGAAAGUCAAUGUCAAUACAGGUGCUCAGCAUGUAAUGCAUUUUAGCAUUUUUGCCAGAUUGGCUUUACAAAGUUAUUUUAAGUUUCCAAAAGUUGUCACAAGUGCCUUAUUUGUAAAUGUAUGUGUGUCAUUUGCUCAUGUGCUUGUCGUCCUUGUGUUCCUGACCUCAUGGCUUUAAGAUUUUAAGCUGAACCAUCCUCCUCUCUCUCACUCCUUCUCUGUUUACAUCCAUUCAACCUCAUCUCUCCCCGCGGCCCGGUGAGAAGACCAAACCUUCCCCUUCACCACUUCCUGUCCACAGUGGGUCCACUGCAUAAACAAACUAUUUGAUCUGUGUCCCAACUGCCAGUAUUUUGUAUCAUUAUUCAGUGACGAAAGAUAAAGAUUCUUGUGGAUGGGA